Rosa chinensis is the source of this 2365-nucleotide messenger RNA. Its product is annotated as pentatricopeptide repeat-containing protein At3g02650, mitochondrial. The record is from RefSeq and is a predicted model, not a curated record. Gene Ontology annotation, molecular function: protein binding. The coding region runs from base 187 to 1902 and encodes 571 amino acids. Lineage: Eukaryota; Viridiplantae; Streptophyta; Magnoliopsida; Rosales; Rosaceae. The transcript has 3 exons.
UCGAUUGGUUUGGUUCAUCCAAUAGGUUUCGGUGGUCUUUCGCACUCGGCCGAGAACUAGUUCAUUACUGAGGCUUGCAGUCGCUCAAAUCAGCUUUAACAAACUUCCAUCUCUUCAGUCCGAGAGGAAUUGGAUUCCUAACACACAGAGAGACAGAGAGAGCUACAAAAUAUAGUUACAGCAGAGAUGUGGAGGUCAGUCGCGGCAAGAUCAUCAAGAGCUUCUCUUUCGGCAAAGGCAGCACACAACUUCGGUGCAACCCAAAACCCCAAGGUACUCUCCUCUAAAACCCUAGUCCCACUUGCCCAAUCUUCUCAUUUCCCCGCUAGAUCCCCUCCCUGCCAAAACCCCAGGUUCUUCUCCCAGGUCUCAGAAGACCUUAGUUAUUCUGAUACCGCAGAACCACCGCCGCCGCCGUUUUCAGAAAAUGACGACGCCCAGAUGGACGGUUUUGCCCCUGGGGAUGGGGUUGAUGGGGUUUCGGAGCAACUGGGUUGUGGUGAAAUUGGGGAGUUAGGGGAAGAGGAAGAAGAGGUUCAUGAGAUUGAUGUGGAGAAAUUGGAGGGUUUGUUGUCUCUGCUUCAUAGUAGUGCUGAUGGGUCUCUUGAGUCUAGUUUCAGGGAUUUGGAUUUGACUCUACAUGAAGAAUUUGUGGUUAGAGUUCUUGAAACCCCACUUAUUGUGGGGGAGAAUUUGAUAAGGUUCUUCAAGUGGGGUUUGAAGGAGAAACCCGAAUUUAGAGUCAAUAAGCAGAUAUUGGAUGCUCUUGUGAUUGCAAUGUGUGGUGAAGUUGUGACCAAGAAAGAUAUGUAUUCUUUGUGGGAUUUGGUUAAGGGGGUUGGUGAGAAGGAGGGGAGUUUGUUGAAUGUGGAUAUUCUCAAUGUGUUGAUGUCUGCGUUCGCGAAAUUGGGUGAAGGGAAAGCUGCUUUGGAGGUGUUGAACAAGUUUGAUGAUUUUGGAUGCAUCCCCAAUGCGGAUUCAUAUUACUAUGCGAUUGAGGGGCUUUGCAGGAGUUCGGAUUUUGAUUGUGCUAAGGCUGUGUGUGAGAAGAUGAUUGGUGCAAGAAGCUCGCCGGAUGCUGAAAAGGUUGGUAGGAUCUUAUCUAGGUUCUGCAAGGCUGGAAUGGCGAAAGUGGCCCGUUCGGUGUAUUUGUUGUUGAAGGAGGAGAAGCAGUGCCGGCCUCGCUCAUCUGUUCAUUUUUUGAUCCGUUCACUUAGUAGGGAGGAUGAAAAUGUCAAAUUAGCUCUAGACUUGCUAGAGGAUAUUGAUGGUGAAGCACGGAAAUAUGCGAUAAAGCCCUUUUCUGCUGUUGUUCAAGGGUUAUGUAGGAUAAAGGAUGUUGCUGGGGCAAGAAAAUUGCUUCUUGAGAUGGCAAAAAAGGGUCCACCUCCUGGAAAUGCAGUUUUUAAUUCGGUUAUCAAUGGCUAUUCUAAGGCUGGGGAUAUGCAAGAUGCGAUAGAGAUGAUGAAGCUGAUGGAGAGUAGGGGCUUGAAACCAGAUGUCUUUACGUACACUGUUAUUAUGAGUGGUUAUGCAAAAGGUGGUCAGAUGGAGGAGGCAUGCAAUAUCUUAUCUGAAGCCAAAAAGAAGCAUGCCAAAUUGACUCCAGUGACUUAUCAUACACUCAUCUCCAGCUUUUGCAAACUGGAACAGUUUGACAAGGCUUUGGAGUUGUUUCAUGAGAUGAAAGAUUAUGGGGUCCAACCCACGACUGAUGAGUACAACAAGUUGAUCCAAUCUCUUUGCCUGAAAGCACUAGAUUGGGAAACGUCAGAGAAACUGCUAGAAGAAAUGAAAGAUAGCGGGUUGUAUCUUAAUGGAAUUACGAGAGGCCUCAUAAGAGCAGUCAAGGAACUGCAGACGGAGAAAGUAGAGACUGAGAAAAUAGUUGCAGAAGCAUAAAUGAUGUUAUAUACACAUGUAAAGAAAUUUAUAAGAUCUUGGGACAGAGGGUCUCAUGUGAAGCUGUGAUAGAGAUCGAAAGAAAAACGGGUGCAUUGGACACAUCAAGAUGGUAAAGGAGCAAAUUUUGAUAGCAUGGACACCCAAAGUGUUGCUUACCAUCCCCGUCUGAAGCCAGCUGUUGUGUCGUAACUGGAAUAGCAAAUGAAGGCACUUCCGGACCACCUAUUGGUCAUAUUGAUAUUGGUGUGACUGAGUGAGCUGUCCUGGUCUUCGGAGGAACCAAAUAAAUUUUCCUGUACUUUCUAUUUUUCAUUAUUUAUGUUCAUAUCUCAUGCUUGGUGCAUAAGCAUUGCACUGGGAUGCUCUUUUGAUUGCCUAGCUUAAUGUAAUAGAAGAUAGUGAUGACCAAGUGCGUAAUUCUUGGUCAAACAGGCACAUGAAAUGUGUUAUGGAAAGUAAA